Molecule: messenger RNA, 717 nt
Organism: Clavispora lusitaniae ATCC 42720
Lineage: Eukaryota; Fungi; Ascomycota; Pichiomycetes; Serinales; Metschnikowiaceae
Source: RefSeq, a predicted model, not a curated record
AUGACAGAGUAUCCGACUCGUCCUCUAGUUUUCGAGGCUUUUGUCAGCCAAGUUGAGCUUAUCGAGAAAACUUUGAUCGAGGUACAAAACCAGCCAGCGUCUUACUAUGGUCGCCGCAACAACAGACCUAACAUGGGCCAAAACACGCAGACCCACACAAAUGCUCAUCUGUACUACAACAAGUAUAAUAACUUUUACCAGCUGCAACAACAACAGCAACAGCCGCUGGUGUACGGUGGAGAUUACUAUGGCGGCUACAGAAACUCUCCCAGAUCUGUUAUAGACAACAGCAGCAGCCAGAUGAACCAGCCUGGUGUUGUCCAGGUUGGCCAGGUGGGUCAAGUUGGCCAAUCUGCAGUUACUGGCGUCAGCCCAAGCGGAGCCAGUUUAGGCUUAUCGUUGGGCGAGACCCAGCCAAAUAUGCCCGUUGUCAACGGCUCGGGCGGCCUUUUUGGGCCACAGGUUUUUACUGACAGGGGAGUUUUCUCCCUGCAAAACGGAAAGGGUGCGUUCUCUGAGCAGACGAAAAAAAGCACGGGGCUUUCGACGUUCGAUCCCUUUGGCAUCUAUGCCAACGAAUACGCGCAGUCUGCGGCGUACCCACCGUUGUUCAAUUCUUCUAACGAUAUUUUGGGAAGCUCGUUUUCGUCCAACUCCACUAACAUAUGGGGGGACACUAAUAAAUCCGUGGCCAACGACGCUGCGGUAUGGGGAUAG